Molecule: messenger RNA, 2529 nt
Organism: Fundulus heteroclitus (mummichog)
Lineage: Eukaryota; Metazoa; Chordata; Actinopteri; Cyprinodontiformes; Fundulidae
Gene: tbc1d15
Product: TBC1 domain family, member 15
Exons: 17
Coding region: 68-2038 (656 amino acids)
Biological process (GO): activation of GTPase activity
Molecular function (GO): GTPase activator activity
Source: RefSeq, a predicted model, not a curated record
AGCUGUCAGCUUUGUUUUGGCAGCUGCUGGUCACAUGAUGUGCUGACGUCAGAGGUAGAGCAGCAACAUGGCGGAGCUGUUGAAGGUGAUAUUUGAACAUGAUGGGAUCUUCCUCCAUCCGAGCCCAGAUGAAGGAGGCCCGGAGCAAGAUCUGCUGGUUUCAGGAACCCUUCGAGUCCUGGAGAAGGAUGCAGAGAUUCUGGUAGAAUAUCGCCCUCUGGAGGACAGCGUGGACCCGUCCAACAUGCUGUGCGCUGGACAGGACUCCAGUUCGGUGGUGGAGUGGGCCCAGUGUCCCGGGGAGAAGUCCCAGUCCCGGCAGCAGCUGGAGACGCAGCAGAGCUACGAGACCGAGUGGGACAUGGUGAACGCCAUCUCCUUCAGGAAGAAGAACUGCACCAACGGAGAGGGCUCUCUGAAUCACAGCCAAGAGCGGAGCCGCUGGGCCUUCUCUGUGAACAUCAGUGACCUGAAGUCCAUAACAGUGAAGGAUGAAGGGUGGACCUUUCUCAUCCUAAAGCUGAAGGACGCCUUCAGCUCUCUGCCGGCACUGCACUUCCACCAGGGCGGCAGCAAAGACUUCCUGGACUGCCUGAGGAGAUUCGCUCUGCUGACCGAGUGCCCUGAGGAUAAGACGUGUCUAAUGGUCAGCACUCCAAACCGAGCUCUGUCCCAAUCCUUCGAGAACCUGCUGGACGACAACAACUUUGGUCUCGUUCAUAAGUUUAAGCGCGACCCGUAUGUGGCGACACUGGGCAGCUUCUCCAAAGUCACCAACUACAUCUACGACGCCCUGCGGGGGGCAGAGGAGCAGCAGCAGCGCCCCCCGGAGGAGGUUGCAGACCUGCUGGGUGAAGUCAUUCCUGGUCUGGAGAUCAACCAGCAGGAGGAGCCGGGCUUCGAGGUCAUCACCAGGAUCGACCUGGGGGCGAGGCCUCGUGUGAGCCGGGCAGAGCCGCUGUCUGCAGACGACUGGAGCAAACAUCAGGACCCCGAGGGGAGGAUGAAGGACGAGGCUACGCUCAGACAGAAGAUCUUUAAGGGAGGUCUGUGUCACGCCGUGAGGAAAGAAGCCUGGAAGUUCCUCCUGGGGUAUUAUCCGUGGAGCAGCACGCUGGAGGAGAGGAAGUCACUGCUGAAGGCCAAAACAGAUGAAUAUUUCCGGAUGAAGCUGCAGUGGAAGUCCAUCAGUGAGGAGCAGGAGAGGAGGAACUCCAGACUGAGGGACUACAGGAGUCUGAUUGAAAAAGACGUGAACCGAACAGACCGAACGAACCGGUUCUACGAAGGUCUGAACAACCCGGGCCUGACUCUGCUGCACGACAUCCUGAUGACCUACUGCAUGUACGACUUCGACCUGGGUUACGUUCAGGGGAUGAGCGACCUGCUGUCACCGAUCCUCUACGUGAUGGAGAACGAGGUCGAUGCGUUCUGGUGUUUCGUGUCCUUCAUGGACCAGAUGCACCAGAACUUCGAGGAGCAGAUGCAGGGCAUGAAGACGCAGCUGAUCCAGCUCAGCACGCUGCUCAGACUGCUGGACCUGGCCUUCUGGAACUACCUCGAGUCCCAGGAGUCCGGCUACCUGUACUUCUGCUUCCGCUGGCUGCUGAUCCGCUUUAAGAGGGAGCUCAGCUUCCAGGACGUCCUGCGGCUCUGGGAGGUCAUGUGGACCGGGCUGCCCUGUCAGAACUUCCACCUGCUGAUCUGCUGUGCCAUCCUGGACUCGGAGAAGCAGAAGAUCAUGGAGGAGAACUACGGCUUCAACGAGAUCCUGAAGCACAUCAACGAGCUCGCCAUGAAGCUGGACGUCGAGGAGAUCCUGCAGAAAGCUGAGGGCAUCUGCCUUCAGAUCCACAGCUGCAAGGACCUGCCUCACUCCAUCAGCACCAUCCUGGGCUUCGACGCGAAGCGGCAGGUUCCCAACCAGGCCGGUCUGGGAGCGGCUCCUCGGCCCGCUCCGCAGCAGGACGCCUGUUCUAACGGACACUGCAGAGAAAGCAGACCCCAGAACAGCUGCAGAGGGGUCUCCACGUCGUAGCUGUCGCACAGACUGGCUGUAGGUCAGCAGGGGGCGCUGCGUGCCCCCCCCCAGGAGGAACGGAGAAAGGUGUACAAAGGAUCGAAGAUUAUUCAGAAGCUUAUUUUUCUAACUUCUUGUAUCGUCUCUUUGCUCCUGAUGUUUUCUAAAAAAUCCUGGCCUGCAGGACGGAGCAGGAAGGAGCAGGUGGGGACUCACCUGGACUCACCUGGACUCACCUGGACUCUCACACAUGUGCCACACGGGUGUGCAUCUGUUUCCUGAGUCGGGACUCGCCUGCAGAUCCGACCGCUGCCUGAGAAUCUGUCCCGCUCUCAGACAGCAGCUAAUCAGUAUUUCUAUUAUCGAUGCAUCGGCUGGUUUUUGAUUUCUUACGUUUUGUUUUUUGUUAUUUUUAAAGUGUAAAAUGCCCAAAGUGACGUCCUUAAACUGCUCAGUCUGUCCCAAACUGAAGCGCAUUGUUUUCUUUCAUUAAAAAGCUGCCAACAAAC